Molecule: messenger RNA, 810 nt
Organism: Pecten maximus
Lineage: Eukaryota; Metazoa; Mollusca; Bivalvia; Pectinida; Pectinidae
Product: titin homolog
Exons: 1
Coding region: 1-810 (269 amino acids)
Source: RefSeq, a predicted model, not a curated record
AUGAAGAUUGGUCUGGAAAGAGGGGGGAAUGCUGCUAGUCUAAAAAAAAGGGGAGGAAAUGCUAGUCUAGAAAGAGGAGGAAAUGCUAGUCUAGAAAGAGGUGGAAAUGCUAGUCUAAAAAGAGGAGGAAAUGCUAGUCUAGAAAGAGGAGGAAAUGCUAGUCUAGAAAGAGGAGGAAAUGCUAGUCUAAAAAGAGGAGGAAAUGCUAGUCUAGAAAGAAGAGGAAAUGCUAGUCUAAAAAGAGGAGGAAAUGCUAGUCUAAAAAGAGGAGGAAAUGCUAGUCUAGAAAGAGGAGGAAAUGCUAGUCUAGAAAGAGGAGGAAAUGCUAGUCUAGAAAGAGGAGGAAAUGCUAGUCUAGAAAGAGGAGGAAAUGCUAGUCUAAAAAGAGGUGGAAAUGCUAGUCUAAAAAGAGGAGGAAAUGCUAGUCUAGAAAGAGGAGGAAAUGCUAGUCUAAAAAGAGGAGGAAAUGCUAGUCUAGAAAGAGGAGGAAAUGCUAGUCUAGAAAGAGGAGGAAAUGCUAGUCUAAAAAGAGGAGGAAAUGCUAGUCUAGAAAGAAGAGGAAAUGCUAGUCUAGAAAGAGGAGGAAAUGCUAGUCUAGAAAGAGGAGGAAAUGCUAGUCUAGAAAGAGGAGGAAAUGCUAGUCUAGAAAGAGGAGGAAAUGCUAGUCUAAAAAGAGGAGGCAAUGCUAGUCUAAAAAGAGGAGGAAAUGCUAGUCUAAAAAGAGGAGGAAAUGCUAGUCUAGAAAGAGAACGCAAUGCUAGUCUAAAAGGUGGAGAAUCAGUAAGUAAGAAGGGUGUUCAGAGACCUUAA